AUGGAGAAGAAGAAGAAGAAGAAGAAGAAGAAGAAGAAUAAGAAGAACAAGAAGGGAGAAGCAAGUAGUGACAGCCCCCAUCCUGAUAUCAAAAAAAGGGCCCAUCCGGACUGA
This is a messenger RNA of Trichophyton benhamiae CBS 112371, 114 nucleotides long. RefSeq lists its product as uncharacterized. The record is from RefSeq and is a predicted model, not a curated record. The transcript has a single exon. Bases 1 to 114 code for a protein of 37 amino acids. NCBI's taxonomy places the organism in Eukaryota, Fungi, Ascomycota, Eurotiomycetes, Onygenales, Arthrodermataceae.